This is a messenger RNA of Funneliformis mosseae, 411 nucleotides long. The record is from the annotation of a GenBank genome assembly. Lineage: Eukaryota; Fungi; Glomeromycota; Glomeromycetes; Glomerales; Glomeraceae.
AUGGUUAAAUUCUUGAAACCAGGAAAGGUGGCAAUCGUCUUAUCCGGUCGAUAUGCUGGAAAAAAAGUUGUAAUUGUUAAAGUUUAUGAUGAAGGCACUAAAGAACGUCAAUAUGGCCAUGCCAUCGUCGUCGGUAUUGAAAGAUACCCAUUAAAGGUCACUAGAAAAAUGGGACCUAAACGUAUCAACAAAAGGACAAAAGUCAAGCCUUUCAUCAAGAUUAUAAACUAUAAUCAUUUGAUGCCAACUCGUUAUACUUAUGAAUUGGAAGAAAUUAAACAAACGGUCACCUCGGAAUGUUUCAAGGAACCUUCUCAACGUGAAACCGCGAAGAAGGCUGUAAAAAAAGCAUUACAAGAAAGACAUAAAACUGGGAAAAACAGAUGGUUCUUUACUAAACUCAGAUUUUAA